UCGACAGCAUUAUACCGCACAGCACCCUUCGAGUCACAAAAGGAAUUCAAGUGUAAAUCAGUGAAAAAUGAAGAUACUUUGCGUGUUCUUCGUCUUUGCAAGUGCUUUGUUGGAAGCGAAAGGAUAUCCCUAUCCCUAUUACGGAAAUGUGGACUCAAUUUCUUACGGUUCCAUCGACAGCUCCCGUGGAGGCAUGGCGUUAAGCCGCUACUACAACCCGUAUUAUAAUCCAAGGGCGAUUGGAGCCGGUAUGGCUGCUUUCAUGUUCAAGCCCGAGGAACAGUAUCAACCACAAACCAGCCAAUACUAUUUACCGGACAGGAGGCGUCAAACACAACCUGAGUUCAAUUACCCCCCACAGCAAAAUGAAGUCUACUACCCACAAGUACCUGAACAAUCCGAACCAUUGCCCGAACAGCCUGCUGUACUUUCUGAACAGCCCGCUGUAUUACCAGAACUGCCGGUUAUCACCGAAGCUACGGAAAUCGCCGAACCAACCGAAAAAACAGAACAAGUUACAACCACACUGAAAUCUGUUAUCACGCCUGAAUUGACGGAGCCUGAAACAGAAGAGGUGCCUAAAGCAUUACCGUCUCCGAAAAGACGUGUCACUAAAAGGAAGCAGGUUAAGCGCCCAGUAGAUGAUGAUGAAGAAGAAGGUGAAGAAUAUCCUCCUAGGAUGCCAACAGGAGCUUAUUUCCCAAUGUUCUUCGGUUACGGUGGAAGAUCAGGUGGUGGUACUCCUAAUGGUGCUACUGCAAUUGCCAACGCUUUCAGCACAGGACGUGGAGGUGUAGCUACCAGCCAUGCGACGGCAUACGGGCCCCCCAGACAAGACAGUAAAAUUUAAAAAAGCAGUUACACAGCAAAACUUAUAUGAUUCUAAAAGCUUAUUCACACAGAUGGUUUAGCGCCAUCUAGCGUAUAUACAUAUAACUCGCGCAUCAAUGGUAUGAAUCUA
Molecule: messenger RNA, 961 nt
Organism: Vanessa atalanta (red admiral)
Lineage: Eukaryota; Metazoa; Arthropoda; Insecta; Lepidoptera; Nymphalidae
Exons: 2
Coding region: 68-850 (260 amino acids)
Source: RefSeq, a predicted model, not a curated record